Pseudogymnoascus verrucosus is the source of this 484-nucleotide messenger RNA. It is a transcript of the gene SMG1, whose product is annotated as Serine/threonine-protein kinase smg1. Lineage: Eukaryota; Fungi; Ascomycota; Leotiomycetes; Thelebolales; Thelebolaceae. Gene Ontology annotation, molecular function: RNA binding. The coding region runs from base 39 to 290 and encodes 83 amino acids. Gene Ontology annotation, biological process: mRNA splicing, via spliceosome; spliceosomal snRNP assembly. The record is from RefSeq and is a predicted model, not a curated record. The transcript has 4 exons. Gene Ontology annotation, cellular component: spliceosomal tri-snRNP complex; U5 snRNP; U1 snRNP.
CAAGGUUCAGCAGCAUAUACACAACCCCGCCUCUCACAAUGCCUCAAGCUCAGCCCGAGCUUAAGAAGUACCUCGACAAGAGGCUCUUCGUCCAGCUCAAUGGAAGCCGAAAAGUUAUCGGAGUUCUUCGCGGAUACGAUGUGUUCUUGAAUAUCGUGCUCGACGACGCAGUUGAGGAGAAGGAGGGCGGAGAGAAGGUCAGAAUAGGGAUGGUGGUUAUUCGUGGCAACUCGGUCGUCAUGCUGGAGGCGCUGGAGAGGAUAGGCGGCGAUCGUCAGGACCGCGGAUGAGCAUGCGGUAGGGCUGGUUGGGAUAAUAUGCAAUUUGCUACGGAGGUGCGGCGUGAGCGGUGUCAAAAGGUUCGCACUGGACCUACACAUACGGUGGGGUUGGACAGUGACGCAUUGGGCGGAGGCGUAAAGGCUGUUAUAAGCUUAUAGGCAACAACAUACGAAUACCAUGGGAAGACAUCGCGCCCACCUGC